UAGCCGGAAAUAGCAUGUAGAGCGCUUACAGCCCUAAUUAAACUACGAUUUGUUUCUUCUCUUUCGAGCCUAAGAAGUUUCUACGAUUUAUUUCCAUUUCUUCAUCACUGUUCGACUUCGCCUGCUUGAACGAAUCGCUAAAGGGCUCCUUCACCUACUUCGACGACGUUCCUUCCUGUCGCGACAGUUCGCCUAUAGGAAGUAGCGACGGGAGUUUGCUCGCUGCGAAGGCACCAUGUUUCAUCUUAGCAAAAUCAGGCACACAUUGCAUUUGAAUCCCCAGUUGUUGGGCCUUCCUCUCAUUGAUGCAAUGAAGGGAGAACUUGAAAUGCAAUUCUUGGACAAGGUUAUUGCAAAUUUGGGCCUUUGCAUUUCUGUCUAUGACAUUCUUUCUAUAGAUGGUGGUUUCAUCUCUCCUGGAGAUGGUUGCUCUACAUACGAGGUUGUAAUCAGGUUAGUCAUGUUUCGACCUUUAGUUGGGGAGAUUCUUAUUGGAAAAAUUGAAGAGUCAAACGAUGAUGGCUUGCGUUUAUCUCUUGGUUUCUUCAAUGACAUAUACGUUCCAGUGCUUCAACUACAACAACCAUGCAAAAGGGGAGAUGAUGGCAUUUGGCAGUGGGACUAUAAUUCAGAAUAUUUUCCUCUGGACCUAAAUGAGGAGGUGAAUUUUCAAGUUAUAAGUGUUAAAUAUCCUCCCAUCCCAGUCAAACAAGAAGCAAAUUCAAAACCAUUUGCACCAAUGGAAAUAGUUGCAGGUAUACGUGGAGAUGGUUUGGGCGUAGCUUCAUGGUGGGAAGAUUAGAGUUAUUAUUAUUUUUUAAUAAUUUAAAAAUAUUUUAGAGUUAAUGUUGAUCAAAUGUAAAGCUACUCAAAUCAACAGUACUAAUAAGAGCAAUUAAUUGCUUUCCAUCAUGAAAUAAUUCUUUUAA
Molecule: messenger RNA, 929 nt
Organism: Dendrobium catenatum
Lineage: Eukaryota; Viridiplantae; Streptophyta; Magnoliopsida; Asparagales; Orchidaceae
Product: DNA-directed RNA polymerase III subunit rpc8
Exons: 8
Coding region: 236-802 (188 amino acids)
Biological process (GO): transcription initiation at RNA polymerase III promoter; DNA-templated transcription
Cellular component (GO): RNA polymerase III complex
Source: RefSeq, a predicted model, not a curated record